Messenger RNA from Physella acuta, 476 nucleotides. Its product is annotated as cytochrome c oxidase assembly protein COX19. Gene Ontology annotation, biological process: mitochondrial respiratory chain complex IV assembly. Lineage: Eukaryota; Metazoa; Mollusca; Gastropoda; Physidae. Gene Ontology annotation, cellular component: mitochondrial intermembrane space. The record is from RefSeq and is a predicted model, not a curated record.
UUAGAACUCAGUGUUUUAGUACACACAAAAAACUAUUGUUUUACAGCAUACCUAAGAGUAACAUUUAAUAAUCUUAAGACAAAACUAGUGGUGAUAAAAUAGUUUAAAAAAUCAAGACUUAAGUUGUGUUGAAUUUAGUGCUAACAUGUCUAGUUUAUCAACAUUCUCCUCCAAGCCUAAUGCAAAGCCUCCUCUCAAGGGGAGUUUUCCCUUGGACCAUGAUGGGGAGUGCAAGGGUUUCAUGAUCAAGUACAUGCAGUGCUUGCGUAAAAAUCAGAAAGAGGCUACCCUGUGUCGGCAGGAAUCCAAAGAUUACCUGCGAUGCAGAAUGGAUAAAAAUCUGAUGUUGAAAGAGGACUGGAAUAAACUUGGAUUCACUGAAGAGGAAUUGAGACAGAAAGCGUCGGACUCUUGAGGUCUACCAUUGAUUUAUGUUAUGUCUAAAUGUCAAUUGUUUUAUAAAGAAAUUUUUUCUA